Molecule: messenger RNA, 2014 nt
Organism: Sclerotinia trifoliorum
Lineage: Eukaryota; Fungi; Ascomycota; Leotiomycetes; Helotiales; Sclerotiniaceae
Source: the annotation of a GenBank genome assembly
CUUUCGUGCAUUCUUGGUGAAUAAGAGACCCUCUAUCAAGCUGGUUUGGGGAGCCAUCGAGAGAUCACGCUUGAAAGCUCUCCACAAAGUACCAAAUUUGAUGACCUUCAAGCAUCCGCUUUUGUGGAAUGAGCUCGAAGAUCUAUUAUGUCAGCCUGUUUCCAUAAACAUCGCGUACUUGAACCAAGACGUGAUACGAGUGCGGACCUGCACACCGGUGGCACUGCAUGACGACGACGAUACGAAGUCUAAUGAAGAACUUUGGCGGCCAUUUAUCUCAUCAUGAGGCCUCCGUGAAGGUUAUAAGAAGGACAAAUCGAGCUCAACAUAGCCUACUUUACUCCAUAAGUUGCGCGUCUUAUUACAUCGAGGUUUUCCAUCAGGAAUUGCUUUUCAGUUCUGUUGUAUACAAACCCAACAGCAGCAAGUUCAAUACCUAUUAUGUAUAAUCUCAUUGACAAUACACAUAGCCUCCUAAAAAGCUUAUCCCUUCAAGUAUUGAGAAGAGUAUCCAGGGACAGUUAUACUCCUUCUGAAGACAGCCUCAACGAUAUGAGCGACAACAUCGAUAGGAGUAGGCGUUGUUUACCUCUCCAUUAUAAAAUGGUCAAUGGAAUUCCAUAUCCAAGAAAGAAGAGAUGCCUUUUGAGACGUAGUGUCUGGAUAGGUUUUCUUCUAUCUGUCCUCGGCUUCAUCGCAGCGUUGUUAGUACUACAACCCAUUUGUUUCUUUUUGUAACCACAUUGAAACUUGAACUGACCAAAACCUUAGGAUUUGGCUUACACUUCUAAUGACCCUCCCUCGUCGCCACAAGCCUCGUGUGUCAUCCGGUGGAAUAAACUCUGUAGUUGAACAAUGGCGAAAACCCAGCGAUUCAGUCACUCUCCUUUCACCCUGGAAGUCAAACUUCACAAAGAAUAUUAUACCGAUGGCAUGCCAUUCUCAUAAUGACUACUGGCGAUACGUUCCUCUUUUCGAAGCUCUCGCAGCUGGUUGUACAGGAAUAGAAGCGGAUAUAUGGUUAAACAACAAAGCUGGCAAUGCCGAUUUGUUGGUUGGUCAUUCUUCGAAAUCACUUAAAGAAGAUCGCACGCUUCAGAAUUUAUACAUCAAGCCCCUUGUUACAAUACUUGAGAAUCAAAACAAUGAUUCCCCAGCAGUAGAAGGAGGAUCCAGUAAUCCCAACGGCGUGUUCCAGUCGAGUCCUACUACGACCUUGUCUUUGCUUCUUGACUUCAAGUCUGGCGGGGCUGACAUAUGGCAUUCCGCGAAUCAGGAACUCGAAGCUCUUCGCUCGAGGGGCUGGCUCACUCAUUGGAGCAAGUCCACUGGUGAAAUUAGCUGGCGCCCAAUAAUUGUCGUCGCCACAGGAAAGGCGCCUUUUGAUCUUUUAAUAUCAAACACGACCUACCACGAUGUCUUUUAUGAUGCCCCCUUGGAGGACAUAUCAAACUCUAAAUACGAUAGCUCAAAUUCGUACUACGCGAGCACUCCAAUGACUACUCUAGGCAAAAUAUGGCUUUGGAAAUUCAGUUCCAAACAACUGAAAAAAGUCAAGACUCAAAUUGCCAUGGCAAAUGAAAAAGGUCUCAAAGCUAGAUACUGGGAUACACCAGCUUUGCCAGUGAUUUUCAGGGAAUACAUCUGGGGUAUUCUGGUGGAAAAUGGAGCUGGAAUGCUGAAUGUCGAUGUGUUCCCAUCGUCGCUGUUUUAUCUUUUAGUCACUAGAUUUGGUCAAAAUGGUCUUGCAUGGUAAUUUACUUACACGUUCAAGGACGGGAGUGAACCUUGGGAAUUAUUUCGCUGCAGGUAGGUCCGUUGGGCCCGGCCAACAUUGUGGACUUGCGAUUAUUUCGAACUCGAUAUUUGCCAAUACGUGAUUUCGGAGAUGUGCUAUCAGCAGCAGCCAUAUUUCACAGUUGCCUUGAAAUUCAAGCAGGUUUUGGAACUUAAGUGGAAGUUAUUCUAAAAUGUAAAGAGGUUGAGGAUAUGACGCGCGUAGGGUGGAGAAGCG